This is a messenger RNA of Penicillium cataractarum, 2919 nucleotides long. Its product is annotated as glucan endo-1,3-beta-D-glucosidase. The transcript has 7 exons. Gene Ontology annotation, cellular component: cell surface. Bases 1 to 2919 code for a protein of 972 amino acids. The record is from RefSeq and is a predicted model, not a curated record. Gene Ontology annotation, molecular function: glucan endo-1,3-beta-D-glucosidase activity; endo-1,3(4)-beta-glucanase activity. Lineage: Eukaryota; Fungi; Ascomycota; Eurotiomycetes; Eurotiales; Aspergillaceae.
AUGACGGUGCCAUGGAAUUACACAAGUGAUUCAUCGGCUUCGAGUCAUCGCGAACUAUCGCAGCAUCGAGAACGGAUUGACUGGGGCUCCCGCCAGCUCCACAUCCUUGGCACCACCAGCGACAACACCUUCACACCUUGCCGCACUGUUUACACCCCGCGGCACAUUCCUGGUAGCGGGGACAACAUCCGCCGCUGGGGCGUGCACCGUGAAUAUCGCAAGGCCAGUGUGGUCUUCUUCCUACGCCCUACAUUGCUGGACCGAACACGCGCUGCGUACCCCGUGGAAGCACCGGCCACCCUUUUCCUGAACGGUGUGAACGUCCGCGCACACGAGCCCCAGUCCCAUGAGGAUCGACAAUCCCGGAAUUCUUGUGCAGACCAGUCAAAACAAUCCAAUCUGAGCUCACUGGGAGCUGAGGACAUCUCCUGGAAUUUGUUGAACAUAUUUCCAGCGGGCACCGUUGCUGAACAUAUUUUGGUGCAAUCAGCAACACAUCCAGAGACUGCCUUCAAGACGCAGUAUCCUCCAUCGAACCAGCGAAUUGCUAUACCAGCAGCGGAACCGGAUUAUCGCAUUGCCCUUGACAAUCGCGGUCAUCCAUCGCAGCUUCCUUUUCCAACCGUCGACAUUGGUCGCAUCCUGGACGGCAUCGGCGGGUUGUUGUUACCUCCAUCCACCACCUCCUUGCCAGCUGCAGUUCAGCCCACUGACACUCCGAACGAGAACUCGCCAAACGCAGUAACUUCUGCUACAGUCGCGACUGGCGCGGUUCCCGCCAACAUCCAGACUCGUAACGACCACCCGGUGCAAAACAAAUAUUCAUACAAUAUGGUGCUGACCUCGAAUCAGGCCAAUGCCACCAAUCCAAUCGAAACCAACAAGUUCUAUGCUGGCCUCUUCCUGGGUUCGCAGACCAACGCUACUUUCACUCAGCCUUACUCCCUUGCCUGGUCGCGAGGAGGUGGAACCCUCAAGAGCUGGGGAAUGAGUGUCUCUCAUGUGGAGGCCAAUGUUCUUGCCUAUGGUCCCCCGAACACCAAGCUUCCUGGCAGCCCUGUCAGUUACUACAUCAACCCUAUCGGUCUCCAGCAUGUCAUUCUGUCUGCCUCUGAGCUAGACGAAUCCAGUGUCUUGAACACGGAGGAGCCCAAGGCGUUUUCAGCCCAGGCGGUUCUCAAGCGAUCGGGUGGUUCAUCUCAGAGUAUCACAUUCCCCAUUGUUCAGGGUAUGGGCUAUGUGACUGGCGUAUACAGCGAUCUGCAGCCCCUCGUUGAGAGUGGAGUCUUCUUCCGCAAGGUCGUCAAUGCCGGAUCUCCCAAGCCAGGUAUCUUCAAGUACCAGCUUUUCCUUGAAGAUGACAGCGUUUGGUUGCUCUAUGCUACCCCUGACGAUGGAAAAGACCCGCAGUUCCAGCUGGUCUCGACUUCGAGCUUUCGUGGUCCUGCUGGAUUUACUGGGACCAUUCAAGUUGCCAAGAAUCCCGCUGGUACGGCAGGUGAGAAGUUUUAUGACAACUCUGCUGGCGUGUAUCCCGUUGCGGGUGCCGUUUCUGGUACUGUCACUGGCACUGUGGGCACUUACGGUCUUUCGUGGACCAAGGCUGGCAAGAAUGCUACUGGUACCCCCCUCAUCAUGUUUGCUUUGCCGCAUCACGUCGAGUCCUUUGAUACCAGUACCAUUGGUCGCGCCACCGCGAUUCACCUUCGCACCACCACCAAGGGAAAUGCAACUGCCGUGAUUGGAGACAACUGGGUUAUGACUGAGCCAGAUCUGCCGACGGACAUGGGAUUCGCUCCUUGGUCACCUACCAAGGGAAGUGUGCACACAUUGUCGGCGGAUGCCCAGCGAUCUAUCGUCCAAAUCGCUCCUGUUGAGCUACAGCAGGAUAUCGAUGGCCAGACCAAUCUGAACAGUAUGUACUACAGUGGCAAGGCCCUGAGUAAAUUUGCGACCUUGAUUUGGACAGUAAGCAAUCUCGGCAACAACCCUGAUAUCACCAAUACGGCCUUAGUGGAGCUCAAGAAAUGCUUUGCCCGCUUCGUGCAGAAUCAGCAGCAGUUUCCACUUGCCUAUGAUGCAGUCUGGAAGGGUGUUGUGUCAACUGCCGGCUAUGCUGGUGACUUGAACGCCGAUUUUGGCAACACUGCUUACAAUGACCAUCACUUCCACUACGGCUACUUCAUUCAGGCUGCCGCUAUCAUUGGUUCCCUUGAUCCGACCUGGCUGGCUCAAAACAAGGAGUGGGUCAACAUGCUUGUCCGUGAUGCUGGCAACUCUGUCGAGGAUGAUCCGUACUUCCCCUUCUCGCGCUCCUUUGAUUGGUUCAAUGGUCAUUCGUGGGCAAAGGGUCUCUUCGAAUCCUAUGAUGGGAAGGAUCAAGAGUCUACUUCGGAAGACACCAUGUUUGCCUAUGCAGUCAAGAUGUGGGGCCAGACCAUUGGCGAUGCUAGCAUGGAGGCCCGUGGAAACAUGAUGCUGGCCAUCCUGCGCCGGUCCCUCCACAACUACUUCCUCAUGCAGAGCAACAACACCAAUCAGCCGAGCAACUUCAUCGCGAACAAGGUGACUGGCAUCCUAUUCGAGAACAAGGUUGACCACACUACCUACUUCGGUAGCAACCUGGAGUACAUUCAGGGUAUCCACAUGCUCCCUUUGCUGCCCAACUCUGGCUACACUCGUCAACAGCAGUUCGUUGCUGAGGAGUGGCAGGCUAUGUUCGCUGCCAACGCAUCAACCCCCGCUACCGGUGUGGACGGGGGCUGGAAGGGUGUUUUGUUUGCAAACCUUGCUCUCGUCGAUCCUCAGACAUCGUGGAAUUUCUUCGCUCAAGACCAGUUUGACUACAGCUGGAUUGAUGGUGGUGCUUCCCGCACCUGGUACCUUGCCUAUGCCGCCGGUCUCGGUGGUGGCCCUUAA